AUGGAACAGUCGGGUGUGAAGGCUAAUGAUGUUACCUUAUUGUGUGUUCUUUUUGCGUGCAGCCACAGAGGUAUGGUAGAAGAAGGUCUUCAUCAUUUUAGUUCAAUGGAACAAUCUGAUCUGGUGCCGAGGAUGGAACACUACGCUUGUAUUGUUGAUCUCUUAGGUCGCGUGGGCCGUCUUAAUGAUGCAAUGGACUUUAUCAAAAGGAUGCCAGUUGAGCCCAAUGAAAUGGUCUGGCAAGCUUUAUUAUUGGCAACAUGUAGGGUCCAUGAAAAUGUGGAGUUGGGGGAGAUUUCAGCUGAGAAGAUCUUUUCCAUUAGGCCAAAACACUCAGCUACCUAUGUUCUUCUUUCCAACACUUGGACAGGGAGUUAUGAAGAUGGACUCAGUUUGAGAGAUGUGAUGAAAGACCAAGGUCUCAAAAAGGAACCAGGAUCUAGCUGGAUUUCAAAAUGUGGUUAUGCUUCUGAUAUUGAAAUUAAUGAGUAUGUAAUCAGUGGACUUUCCAACAUAGGGCAGUUUGCCGUACUUGUAAUGGACGAGUCUCUACUGCCAGGAUCCACUGCAGUAGCUCAAGUUCACCAGGACUUGAGGAGCAUAGAUGAGCUAAAAAGUGGAAUUGUUGCCUACAAGCUGAAGCUACCAAGCAGUUCCAAGAUACAUGAUGUGUUUCAUGUUUCUCUUCUAAAAAAGAAGCUGGGAGCCAAUGUGAUUGUGGAAGCACAGCUAUCACCCAUCACUGAUGCUGGGAACACUAAGUUGGAACCUGAAGCAAUGUUACAGACAAGAAUAGUCAAAAAGAGGGGUGCUGCUGCCAUUCAGUGGUUGAUUAAAUGGAUUGGUUGCUCAACUGAUGAUGCCACUUGA
This is a messenger RNA of Fragaria vesca subsp. vesca, 870 nucleotides long. RefSeq names its product pentatricopeptide repeat-containing protein At5g16860-like. The transcript has 3 exons. NCBI's taxonomy places the organism in Eukaryota, Viridiplantae, Streptophyta, Magnoliopsida, Rosales, Rosaceae. Gene Ontology annotation, molecular function: protein binding; RNA binding. Gene Ontology annotation, biological process: RNA modification. Bases 1 to 870 code for a protein of 289 amino acids. The record is from RefSeq and is a predicted model, not a curated record.